AUGCCUGCCAAAUACAUCUUCAAAGCUUUUUUUUACUAAUCUGACAUGCAAUAUCUUGUAACAGCCUACUGCCAAAUCUACCCCUCGGACCUUUAAUUCUUAAACUACAGCAUGAUAGAAAGAAAUGAAGAUCCUAGAGAUAAUGACUUUCUAGCUUAAUAAAAUGAUCAAAGUGAUUGUCUUUGUUUCAAAGUGUAUGGAUUUGAGAAAGAUAGAUAUGGUUAGAAUAAAACAUUGAGAAAAUGUGACUAAUCUUAUCAAAAUAAGAUGUGCUUCUCAGAGGACUGUAAGCGUGUUGCUAUCUACAGAUUACUAGAAAAUGAUCAGAAUCAAAUCAUUAAAUCGCAAGCAAACACAAAAAGCUAUGUCAUUGAUAUCUUUGAUUGCAGCAAUAUUGAAUUCUUUUUGAGAUCAGAAACUUUAACUAAGAAUGAUCCAAAUCUUUUAUACACUAUUCAUGACGAUUAACUUAAAAGGGCUGCUAUCUUAGAGGAUUCAACUUUCGAAUUCAGUAGUAAUUACUAGUACCUUCAUGUUAUUGAAUCAAGAAAAAUCAUUCAUAUUUAUGAUCUUUAAGGUCAUGUGGAUAAAAUCAUAAAUCAGGCAAAGAUCUUAGCAACACUUCCUCAAAAUUUUGAAACAAUAUUGACGUUCACAAUGAAUGAAGAGAUGCCUAGUGAGUCUUUAGUUGCUGCAAAGAGAUCUGACUUUAGGAAUAUUGAUAUCUUUCCAAUACAAAUGAUUUUAGAUAUCACUUCAAGGCAAUAGGAACUUUAAAAAAUCAUCCUAACAUAGCAAGAAUAUUUGAAAAUUGCCUCGAAAUUUCCCAUUAGCUCAAUUAGACUUCAAAAUUUCGAUAUUAAAACUACAACUCUCAAAUUUUCAAGUGAUAUGACUUAGGCUAUAUAUUGUGAUUCAAAUCAAAGUACAUUACUUUAGCUUGCUUAAGAGGGUAUAACUUAACACUAAGUAGAUAUUAAUCAUUUAAAUGGCAAGAUAUGCCGCCAUAUUGUUCAUUUUGGAGACUCUGAAUUUCUAGUUGCUACUGCUGAUGCCUAGGAUAAGUGUAUUAGUAUUAGACACUCUUCAGAUACUAGCAAGAAAAUCAAAUUCUAUUUCAGAUUUAAAGAAGGAGUCACAGAGGUCAGAGAUAUCUACAUUUGUGAAAACAGAGUAAGAAUUCUCGUUACAAGGGAUGAUGAAGAGUUUAUUAUCUAUGAAUACGAAAACUUCUAGAUAAAGGAGACCUUUUGGUAAAGAUUUUAUGAAAGCUCUAACUAUAUAUUUGAAUGGCCGUAUCUUUGCUACUUGAAAGGUUAAAGGCAUAUAGUAGUUUAGAAUGCAUUUAACACUGAGGUCGCAUUCUAUUUGGAACUAGAAGAAUUAUAUGACGAUGGGGAUCCUAAAGCAUUUAUAUCCAAUAUGUUCUUAUCUGAUAAGUGCUUACUGUAUGUUAUAAUUCAAACAAGCAAGGAAUAUCUUAUUUAUGAGAAAGAUCUUGACAAGUGUAUGCCCUAUAUAUUUGAUAGAUAAAAUUAGACAGGAAAUUCGCCGAAUUUAUGCAUUUAUGAUGAAGAUGUUGUGAAAAUAAUUGAUACUGGCUACAAAUUUAGAGAAGUUGGAGAUAAUCUUCUAGCCUAUAAUACUGUUGAUGAAAACAAAAAGAAGACUAAUGAGAUUAAAUAUCUAAAGAUAGGUCAUUCCGACUGCUAAACUUAUAAGGUUUUCGAAGAAACUGAAGGAAAGCUUUUAGAAUUUCUUGUUUAAGUUGGAAAACUCUUAAUUCUAAGCAAACCAGAAUAGAGUGAACAUUACUUCAUUAAGAUUUAUGAUAUCAACAGUAACUACUAAAGUAAAUUGCGAAGUGUGAUUCCCACAACUGAUUAGAAUUUAAUAGGAAAUCUUCAAACUAUCAACUAUUUCUAAGGAUCACUAAUUCCAGCUGGAAAUGAGCUCUACAAGAUAGUUGAAAACGGAGGAAAAAAUGCUAUUCAUCACUUCAAAAAUGUAAUUCCAAUGCUACCAUCAUCUGGAAAUCAGUUAGCGUUUUAUUCUCCUCUAAUGAAUACAGAUUAUCGUAAAAUGAUUUAUUUUGUGACCAAUAAAGUUUUAAUGAGAACUAAACGAGCUAUUAUUAUCCCUUUCUUAGGAGAUAACUACUCAGUUUUUAACAAAAGAUAGAGUAUUACAUAAUUUUGCUAAUUUUAUGAGUAUAAUCAUCCUUAGCAAAGGCAUAAGAUUAUCGAUGUACUAUGUCUAAUACCAUAUAUUAGAAAAAUAUUUCACUAUAAUCUUAAGGGAUAAUUAGUGUAAAGUUAUCACAUGAAGAAUGACUUCUAAACUUAUGGAGAAAUGACCUUAGCAUUAAGUUAAGAUGGUAAGGCAUUCUUACAGACUUUUGAAGAGGAUGUCACGAGGUCUAACUUUUACAUUCUAAAGAUCUAUAUAAAAUCUAAGGAUAGUUAAGACAGUAUUAGCAACUCCCCAAAGAAUGCAAUUGGGUAAAGUAGUAUAUGGCAAAAGAAGACUUUAAGAAGACUCCACACUUUUAAUUUUGCUACAUAAUAGUCAGAUUUAAAGGUCAAAAUGCUUGAGCAUAUAAGAGCCGAUUAACUUAGAGUCCAUGAUGAAUAGUAUAUCAAGAUUAACAAAUUCUUCUUAAGUGAAAUCAUAAACUAUUAUGUAUCUAAAAGCUGUGAAGUAAUCUACAAAAUGAAUGAUAAUAUGGACAUUCUUAUUGGAUUUGUCUAUUAAUCCUACCUAUAAGAUCAAUUAGCAAGCACUAAUAAAUACUUGAAAGAAUUGCUACUCAUAAAAAGAUAUGAUGAUGGCGAUAGAGUAGUAUUCAAAGUUAGGAUCAAUGAAAGUCAAUAAAACUAGGGAAGCAAAAUUACUGAGCUAGUUGGAUUUAGCAUCAAAGAGAAAUUACUUGAAAGUCAACAUAACCAAAAGUAAAUAAGUGAUGAAAUAGAGGAAUAAAAUUUCUUCUAGGAUAUGAAACCACUAAAAUAAUGUAACGACUUCAUUUUGACAAAUGAUAAAGUUAUCUUGUGGUCUAAAACAUAAGUAUAUCAUGGGGAUCUUAAGGUUGUUAAUUCCAACUCACAUUAAAUAGCUCUAAAAUUGGCCCAAUUAGAAAUAGAAAAUAAAGAAGAAGCAUAAAUAGUUUCAGUCAAUGCAUACGGUCAGAACGAAGAGGAUGUUAAAAUGGGAAAUUAUUAUAUCUAUUUGAAGAUUGAGGUAGAUAAUAGUUACUCCUUCAUUACAAAAUACAAUAUUCUUAAGAACAAAGAAUUUACAUCGUUUGAUUGCUCCAAAUAAGCACAAAUAUUCUUUGAUACGAAAUGUGAGGGAUAUAUUUUAGAUGACGAUUCUAUUAUUGAUAUAGAUUAAGGUACACCUUUGUAUUACUAUAAAACAGGAAUGGACAAUUACUAGGUCUAAUACUUGAUUGGUGCUAAAAUUGACAAAGGAUCAAGAUUUUGCUCUAAAAAUCAACACUUUAUGAUUCGAAAUAAAUUUUACCUUCCAUACAGCUAUUUAUCACUAAUCCUAAUGGAUUAAAAUUAGGGACUUGCUUUAAAUAAUGAAAGAUACGAUCCUGAAGCUAUCUAUUUCUAUGAGGGAUAAUCAGUUUUGCAUUAAUAUUCCAACAACUAUAAGCCUUUGGAAUUCAUUUUGAACAAAUAUCAAUAAACAAAUCCAAAGUUGUUGAAUAUGAUCUUUAUCAAAGAUAACUAGGGAAAUAAUGUUCUUUAAAAAGCAAUAUAAUAUGGAAACACAAGAUGUGUAAAACUUAUCCUCGACAAACUAUCUUCUGUCUCAAUGAAUAACAUUCAUGCAGUUAAAUAGAACUUUGGGGACCUGUUAGAUUAUAAUGGCUUCGAAGAAUAUUUGAGACUAUGUUUCUUUUAGACAAUACAGAUGCAAAAUAAGCAAAUCUUCCAAAGAAAAUCAACUAAAGUAGGUCAUUCAUACAUCAUUCGGCCCCAUAGUACAUCAUUUCUUGAUGCUAAGUUUCAUCAAAACUUUUAGGAUACUUCCCAACCAACUAAACAAGUCGUAAUUAAAUCUCUUGAUGCUGGGUGGAUUCUAAGAUCUGAUGCAGGAAUGGAGUUUUAGAUUAAGCUGUCAUAAUCAGAAAAUAUGGAAUACUUCGCUAUUGAAACCAUAAAUUUGAUUGUUAACUAUUAGUGGAAUAUAAUGAAACCUCUGCUUAUAAAAUGGCUUUUCAUUCCAUUUAUUAUCAACAUGGUUAUUUACAAUGUUUUCUGCAUCCAUUCCUAUGAAAUUUAAUUUGAAGAUGAUUAUGAGAAUAGUGAAUUAGGUUUAAAUCUUGCAACAGAGAUAAUCAUCCUAAUUUUUGCCAUAUAAACGAUUUAUAUUGAGUAUCGUUAGAUUAUAUUCCAUAAAAAGGAGUAUAUUAAAUCAUUUUGGAAUUUACUAGAUUUAUCAACUGUAAUUCUUGCACCAUUAACGGUCAUUUUGAGCUUAGCCUCAGUGGAUUCAACUAUUGUGAGACCAUUUAUGGCUGUUUGCAAUUUGAUUUUCUAUAUGAGAUUUUUUUAUUUCCUGAGAAUUUUUGAUAGCUCUUCUCAUCUUGUGAGAACCAUUAUUGAGAUCACAUUUGACAUUAGAAAUUUCUUAUUUGUAUUCUUCUUAGGCAUUAUUGGAUUCGGGACUAGUUUCUAUAUUCUUUCAAAUAAUAACUUAAAGGAAAAAGAAGGAGCGGUUUUCAUUGAAAGCUUUUGGGAAUCAUUUAUUUUUUCUUAUAGAAUGGCUCUUGGUGAUUUCCAAUUAGAUGAUUUUCCAAAGGCUACUGAUAUAUUUUUGAUUUACACCCUAUUCGUUAUCUGCUCAUUAUUUAGUGCUGUUAUUUUACUAAACAUGCUUGUGGCAAUUAUGGGAGAUUCUUUUAACAGAGUAAAUGAGACAUCCGAAAAUCAAAUAGUAAGAGAGCAUUUGUAACUUAUUGUAGAGAACGAUUUCUUAUUUGAUAGAAAGAAAGAGUUCUCUAAUGUGAAGUAUUUGAUAGAAAUUAAGGAUGAUAUUGAAGAAGAUGAUAAAGAUAUCAUGCAUCAAAAGAUUGAUAAACUUCAAUAGACUGUAUCAAAAACAGGAGAGAAGACUGAAAACCAAAUUUAAGAGAUAAAGGAUAUUUUAAAGAGUAAUGAUCUUAAAUUCUAGCAGCUUAAAAACCUAAUGACUAAAAUUGCUUUUGCUUAGAAGUCUUAUUCAAUUGAUGAUUCUAGUGAGGCAUUUCAUUAAGUUUAAACCUCAAACUUGAAAGAAAGUUAUUCAUCUGCUUCAAUCAGUCAUACCAAAUGA
This is a messenger RNA of Stylonychia lemnae, 5328 nucleotides long. The record is from the annotation of a GenBank genome assembly. NCBI's taxonomy places the organism in Eukaryota, Ciliophora, Spirotrichea, Sporadotrichida, Oxytrichidae.